Molecule: messenger RNA, 13683 nt
Organism: Xyrichtys novacula (pearly razorfish)
Lineage: Eukaryota; Metazoa; Chordata; Actinopteri; Labriformes; Labridae
Source: the annotation of a GenBank genome assembly
AUGGCGCAGUAUAAAGGAGCUGCCAGCGAGGCUGGGAGAGCCAUGCAGCUGAUGAAGAAGCGAGAAAAGGAGAGAGAGCAGCUUGAACAGCUGAAGCAGAAGAUCGCUGAGGUUUGUAACUUUUCCUCAGGAAUGAGUGGGCGAUAUGAAACCGUCAUACCUCUUAUUACAUAGGUGAACCACACUGUUUCAAACAUACGGGGCUGCAGCUUGUAGGGAGGAUGGUGUGUCACGUGACCGGUGACCCUUGACGUCACCCCGGUAAAAUUAAAAAGUUCAGCUAUGCACACGAAAAAGUCACAAUUAUUCACUGUACGCUCGAUACAAGAUAGCAUUAAGUUAGAAAUGACGAAAUUACGCAGUUACUCGCUAUCCGUCUCCAAUAUUUUUGUUUAAUUUAUUGAAUUUCGUCUCAUAUAUUACCUUUUCUAACUAAGAAAUUCUCUUUAGGAUUUAAAACCGCUUCCAUAGAGUCAUGCACAUACAUGUUGGCACACCCAAGUAGUCACUGCAUGCAUGUAUUUAAUGCAUAACUUUUUACUCUGCAGAAAAUUAAGUCUGGUGAUAAUUAUCAGCAGAAAUUUUCAUUUCUUUCCACCCAUGUAUUUGACUCUUUAAGCUUUGAUCAAUACAACACUGGUUGUGUUUCCUCCCCCUCCAAAAGCAUUUGUGAAAAUUGAUCACGAUCAUGAAUACACUUGAAAAGUACUGCAACAAAAUCAUGAACACCUGGGCAAUUUUAUUUGAAAUCAAUUUUAUUAAGUUUGAACAUGGAUUCAAAGAAAUAAGAUAAAUAGAAAAAUGCCAUUUACACACAGAGGAUCAUUUAUGCAAUCAAUCAUUUGACACUUUAACUUUGUCUGAUUGUUGUUGAUAAGGUCAAACUGGUUAUGAUAGUUCUCUGAAUGUAUUGUAGUGGGUGUUUAUGGUGUAUUAGGCUGCAUCACGCUUUAAGGUGUCCCCUUAUAUUUUGUUGCUUUAUGUUUAUCAAAGAAGUGGACCAAAUAUAUGGGACACCUUUCAUAAGCGUUUACCACCACGACCCAAAACAUCUUCAGUAAUAACUACAAACUACAAUAAUCAUAAAUUGAAAAUGAAGAAGCGUCCUGAAAGUAGAAUUUGUGAUAGAUCAGUUUGUGGCAGGUGAACGUAUUCCAGUUAAAAGGAAAUCUACAAUAAGAUGUGCUGGUCUCAAAGCAAUUGAACACCAUGACUUAAGUGUCCAAUGAGACCAGACUAUUUCAGUUUUAAUCUCUUUACAAACUGAUGAAUAUAAGUUGUUCAAGAGAAGCCAUCAGCUGGAAUACUGAGAUAUCUGUGCUGUUGUAAAAUACAGACCUGGUACCCUGAGAAAUUAACUGGAGUGAAAGCUCUGCAUGACUUUACAGUGUCAUCAGGAUUAAAAUGAUAUUAGCAUUUGAAACAUUUUGAUUAAUUAUCCAGAUUCGAGAAAGAUUUAAAGUGGUUCCAGUGGUUCAAAGGAUUGGUUUGCAGUAAAGACUAAUUCACAUUACAAUAAAACCAAUCAUGAAAUCUGAAGAAUAGAUUAUCUAACUAAACCAAAUAAGCUCUUCAUUACUGCAGAAAAAAUCCAUGUAAAGACUGUGAGAUAAGACAGGUAUCUUUUCAAACCUUUUAGACAGACAUGCCUGCACUCUGAGCAGUAUAUCUGAACAUAAGUACAAAGACCACCAUCAGAAAGGCUGCCAUAUGUUUAAUAAGCCACUAGAUGUCACUGUGCUUGUCAUGAAACUUCAAAGCUUUCAGUCCGUCUCAACACAGUGAAGUCAAAAGCCUCUAAGCUUCAUAAGGUUUCAUCCACUCAGCUCUUGCUUAUUUAUCUACAAAGUUGUAACGCUAUUACUAUUCACAUUUUUAUUAACAUGGCUUAGUUAUGGUUGAUUAUGAAAUAUUUACAUGUGAAAUGAAGAGACUUAUCCACCAGUGCCCUGAACAUGUUUAUAUUUCAAAAUAACUGUUAACUCAUCUAUGUGUAUCUGUGUCUCUGUUUUCAGGACAACAUGGUCAAGUCGAACAUUGAUAAGAAGUUCUCUGCUCAUUAUGAUGCUGUAGAGGCAGAACUCAAGUCCAGCACUGUUGGUAUGUGUAUUUUUUUCAGGUGUGUAAAACCUGAUUUGAAAUCAUACUGAAAAAAGUUGCAACAGUACAUCUCUAAACCAUUAACAUUAGAUUUGAAGAAGAGGAUAUUUGUGUGUAUUUUACUCUUGUUUUUGUGUGUAUAUCAUGAUAAAGAAAUUAUUGAGACCUGAUUCCUGUUUGACUUCCAUUUAUUGAUCAGGUCUGGUCACACUGAAUGAUAUGAAGGCCAAGCAGGAGGCACUGGUGAAGGAGAGAGAGAAACAGCUGGCCAAGAAGGAGCAGUCCAAAGAACUCCAGCUGUGAGUCUCAAUCCCUGACCUUCACCAUCACACGUUUGUUUUUAGUCGCCGAUGUAGAGCUCAGGGCUUUCCUCUGUUGUUUGUGCAGGUCUUUGUGCAAAGAUUCUCUAAACAUCCUUAAUGUAGUGAGCAGAAUCAAUUCCUCAUUCAUGGUCCAUGAAAUUUAGUCUAAUCAAACAACAGCUGUAAAGCCUUCAGGUCGUGUUUAAAAAUAACCCUGUUUACAGGCUGAUGGACCUCUAAGCAUGCCUUUACACAUCUGGCAUAAACAUGUGUCUCCACGUUGGUCUUCUGGGAUUAACUGUGGUCUCACUAUUCUUUUUUUAUGCAAAUGAGUGUGCAUUUUUUAAUGAAGUGCAUUAAAUGAUGAGAGAGUGUUUUUAAAUGGAAAGCACAGGAAGAGAGUUUACAAGGAAAGGAGAGAGCGUGCUGAUUUGGAUCAAAGUGAUGAUAUUAAAACUGAUUUUAAACUCUUUCAUCAUCACACCAUGUUAAUGUUAAUGUUGCAGUCUGGUUGGGUCGAGAACUCACCACUCACUUAAGUUUAGAAUUGAGGUAAUAACAACAGUUUCAGUACAACAUAAGCAAUAAUGUUAGCUACUGGGGGUGGGAGAAAAAGUGGAUACAGCAUUGUAUUGUGAUAUUUUGUCUGGUGGUAUAUCAUCUCAUCCACCAUGUAUCUAUUUUUUCAAAUCAGUUGCUAACACAAACUCAAGUCUAUGUAAAUGGAAAAAUAAAAUCAACUGUUUGUCCAUUGAGGUUGGCAGAGCUGACAUCAUAGAGCAGGAGAAAGUUGAUACAAUAAACAGCACCUGGGGAGGGACAUAAGGAAUGAAAGCAGGGCACAAAUGAGAUCGACAUGGCUCGACGUUAGCAAGAAGGGCUGCAUGAAAAUAAAAUACUGUGUAAAUGAGACAAACAUAAAGACAAAUGCUUUAUCAGCUAAACAGUUAAAAAAUUGUGCAAAUACCAAUUUAUGGUAUCCCAAUACUCACUGUAUUGCAAAAUGUUUAAAAUUGCAAUAAAACUAAAUCGUGGACCAAGUAUCGUGAUAAUAUUGUAUAGUGGGGCCACUGGUGAUUCCCACCCCUAUUAGCUACAUAACAUUAUGGGACUUGGCUUAAGCAUUGUGACACUAAAAGCAUAUGUGUUGUUACACCUUAACUGUAAAGGACCUCCGCAUAGACUCACUUAUCACCCCACAACACCACUCCAAGGAGACGCUCUCUACACGACUUUAACUUGUUAGUGCUGAUUUAGCUGUAAUACAACAGUAGUUAAAAGCCACAGGCAGUUAAGGCUGAAUCAUGAUCAUAUUAAUACGUUAUUUAUGUAGUAAUCUUCAGUGCAGGUAAUUAAGUGCUUCACAGUGUGUAAGUAAUAAAAAGGCAAACAAUAAAAGAAGCUAAAAGCUGUUCUAUUAAAACAACGGACAAAUAAAAUCACAGGUUAAAGACCUUCCUGUAGAAAUGUGCCCUGAAUCGUGGGAAAGAAAGAAGGGUCUAGUUCUGAAAGUCUGUUCUCUGACAGCUUAAGUCUCGGCAACUUUGGUUUUUAAUCUGGACCUUUGAUUGCAAACCACUACCUGAAGAUCUCAGACAUCAUCCGGACUCAUAGGGGGAUAAAAGUUUGUAAAUAUAGGGAGAGACAAGUUCGUGUAGGGGCUUAAAUGACAUUAAAAAGAAUCUUGAAAUCAGUCCUGAAAACAACGGUGUUGAUCUUCUUCAAUAAGCGUGAUACAGGCACAUUUGUUAGUUCUCUUUAAAAGCCUAGCUGCUGUAUUUUGAAAUAAGCGUAAACACAGGUUAUUAGAUGUUACUGUAGAGACAGCAUAUAAGGGGAAAUUUUUCCUCUGACCUGGUUUUAGGAAAAAAGACUAACAAGGAGUUCUGUUAGAGUCAAGUGUGCAAAUCUGGUGGUAAUGAAACCUGCACAAUAUGGAAUUUCGUGAUAUCAUCGUUGUAAAUGUGUUGUGAUAUAAAGAAGAACUGAACAUUUUUUAAACAGACUCCAUCUCCAUCUGCGUGCAAAAGUCAGGAGGAUUAUUGGCUCUAACUUGCGUUUUUUUUUUUUUCCUUGGUGUGUUUGCUAACAUAAUACCUGUGUUUACAUGUCCUGCCUGAACCCAGAGGGAUCCCAUUAAGAAUUUCUUAAUAAUUCUUCUAACUGCCACUAAUGACUCAGAGGCUGACAACCAGCAAGUUUGAGGUUUUUCUAAUUGUGUGAAAAUGAUGUGAGAGAGUGGGCAUUAUACCAAGGUCUCCUUUCAUCAGGUUAAACAAUGAAAGCCUGCUGAAAUGUUUACUGUCAUAUGUUCAUGGUUUAAAGGGUGUCAUAUGCAGCUGACAUUUGUGCAGAAAGGGGGAUUAAAGACCAGCCAAAACAGUUCCAUAUUUUGUGUGGCUUCCUCUGCCAUGCUAACACAUAAUAAAUAGGAUUUAUGGACAAUCAAGUCAUGUAUGCAAAGAGUUCUGCUCCUGUUAAUUUGAGUGUGAGGAGAUUGAGAGGGCUCUAAAGACUCUCUCUCCUCCUCCCUCCAAGUUUCUCUUUCAUUUAAAACAGGCACUUCUCAAAUUCCAAUACGUUGUCCUUACUUGCACUGACGCUGGUUUCCUGGCCGUUGCUUCACUCCACUCUUUCUGGAACAAGAUGGGUUAGCAUUCUUGCCAGAGAAAAUAGUCAUAACCAGGCAAUCAUAGAAAACAAAACAGUGAUUUGAGUCUGGUUUAACGUCACAGCACACACAACAGAGUCAAGAUAAACGACUGUCUAUCAGCCGGUGCCAAAAGAAAAACCCCUAUUCUGUUUGGCUUCGGCUACUGCAGCUGUUUCUCAUGUUUUAGUCCACGAAGAAAACAGGCCCGAAUCGUAAAUAUAUUUAUACGAGGCUCAUAAAAGACAUUUUCAUGACCACCCUCAACAAUAACCCUUCCAGCAGUGGGUCACAGUCUGACACUCGAUUCCAGCCGUUGAUUAUUUUUUCUUUCUCGUUUCCAGCAAACUUGAGAAGCAGAAAGAGAAGAAGAGGAAGGAGGAACAGAAGAGGAAAAUAGCCAGUUUAUCGUUUAAUCCAGAAGAUGAAGGAGAGGAUGAAGAGGAAAAUGAAGAGGAGGAGCAGGAAUGUGAGUACUGUAAAAAAGGGGCUGAAAAAAGUUGUUUAUUUUCGACUUAAGUUUUUAAGCUCCUGUAAAGAACAUUCUGUCUGUGAUGAUUAUGGCACCCCAUGUGGACAAAGUGAUAACACCUUUAAAUGAUGUGAUUUCAUUUGGGCCUUGCAAGAGUUCUGUUAACAGACAGAAGAAGUCUUCAUGGCAUCUUCUUACUGUGUUAAAGUCACUUCCUGCAGAUAUUUGAGCAUUUGUAAUGAAGAAAUGUUAUCUUGCACAAGCUGAAACAGGAAAAUCUUUAUUAAAUUAAGAUCGAUACAGCAAGAUAACUUUUUUGUCUUGUAGAUCCGCAAAGUUUGAACUGUUUUUGGACUUAAUCCACACAGACAGAACUCACUUGUGUGUUUGACCCAUAAGGCUCAUUAAGAAAACUGAACAGCAUCUUCAUCUAUUAUGAAUAUACUGCUUAUUGAGGUUGGGGGUGUCAUAGGGCAAAAGGUGGGAUGGACCCUGGGCAGGUCACCAGCCAAUCAGAGGGCGACUACAAAUAUCAGGAGGUGGAGAAGUGAACAGUGCCAGAUACUUUACGCACUGAGGCCCCGUUUAUAUGUACCGGUUAUUUUUAAAAACACAGAUGUUAACCAUCGUUUGCACCCUCUGUUUGGAUGCAAACAGAGAAUUCGCCCCUGAAAAGGAUGCUUUGUAAAAACUCCUGCCAGAGUGGAGACUUUGAAAAACUCUGUUUGCACAUUUGCAUGUAAAUGGAGAAAAACAGAGGUAAACAGAGAUAGAUCGGGUAGCCAACAGCAGAUUGUGUGCCGGAAACUGGGUUAAAUGCAAUGUUGUUUACAAUCUACAGUCUAUGUUUACAAUCUAUGGGGAUCAUGGAUGCAUGCAGAAUAGCAGUGGCAUUUAUGCUGGUGCAAUCCCUGUAUAUUUGUUUGCAUUUGCAUCUUUUCCAAAAGAAGGAAGUGACAUUGUUGUUGUUGUUGCUGCGAUGCGGGAUUCCGAUCGGCUAACGUGGGCUUGAGCAUCUCGCUACACUGCCACCUACAGGUUUGGCAUGCUCUUGACGGCAAAUAUACGUGGGUUAGUGUAAACGAAAACAUUUCUGAAAACACUAGUGUAAAAGCAGUUUUUUUUUGUAAACAGAGAGGGUGAAAUGUCUGUUAAUGAAAAUGGCUGGGCACGUGUUAACGUAGUCUGAGAUGUUUAAUUACAGGUGAAAUCAACUAAACUGUGAUCAUUGGUAUAUGGAGUUAAGCUGAAUUCAUGCUGGUGUAUCAAAGAUAUAAAAAAAAUAUGAAUUAAAAGGUUCAGUGAUAGUCAAUAAUCUUGAAAUUCAAACUAUUUGUUGCAGAAUCAGGUGAUGCAUCAAAUAGUUAAAGUCAGAAAGUAGGGAGUCUAAUUUAGCUUGAAGUGUAAACAGAAACAGCCCUUAUGGCUCGUUUCAAAUAAAAGCGGUCACACACCACCUGCCUGCCCCUGAAGUUAAAUGUAGCCAUCUAGCACUUAAGAAAGUCUCUGCUAAUAAUUCGCCACAUUAUGUCAGGUAUACAGUUAGAACAUGAUGCGAUGAGCUAAGUAGAGCCUGUCUUUGCCUCACAGAUGCUCCAGUCAAGAAGAAGAAGCUUGGAAAAAAUCCAGACGUGGACACCAGUUUUCUGCCAGAUCGAGACAGAGAGGUGAGACGUGAAUAGAUCACACUAAUUGUUUUCAUUUUUUUCUCUGUGUGAUGAGAUUUUGGGUGUGUGUCAAUAUGGACUUUGUCAGUAUCGCCAUUUUAUGUAUGAAACUGUUUAUUAUUACAUCAAAAACUGUGUUUAUGUUUCCCUAAUUUUAUGGUUUGGGGUCAACAGUAGUUUUGUUAGUUUGGAAACCAAAGUGUGUUCAGGUCAAGCUUUCCACAAACAAGGCACUGAACCCUCAACUGCUUAGAGGCUCACAGAUGUGUCUCUUUGGAUCCAAGUUUUCACGAGUUAACCUGAGUGGAAGUAAUGAAUUUGCCCCAGAGGGAUUAAUAAAGUGUGAUUUUGAUAGGCAGAUGUUGAUGUUCUCAUCUGGCUCAUUCUAUAUCUGUCACACUGGAUUUUCUGAUUAAUUCUUACAUAACAAAGACACAUGACUGGAAAAACCUUUCUUAUGUAGCUCUUGUGGCUGGAGGUUUCACACGUUAUUUAAUGAGGUUGUCAACGCUGUUAAUACAGUGCAGUAGUUGUAAAUCAAACUGACUUAUACUCUAUUUUUUUAAUCUAGUCUGCAAAUGUAUUUCUAAUCCACAUGUCGGUUUUGCAAUUUUCCUCAUAUUUGUUUGGUGCACUUAUGCUUAGGAGGAGGAGAACCGUCUGAGGGAGGAGCUCAGGCAGGAGUGGGAGCUCAAACAGGAGAAAAUCAAAAGUAAGUGUCAGGAUGGUCAAAAAAUUAAACACUGUUCUUAUCUAAAGCUCUUCUGAGGAGAUUUCUGAUGGUCAUGAAAUAGACCUGAAAUUAAUACCACUGCUUUUCUCUUAUGAUAUACAACAGCACACAAGACCAUCAAAUAUAAGACAGACAUUUUUUAUGUUGUAAAUUUCAAUACCUGAAAUCGCUGAGGAAGGUGUCAGCCAGGCAGCCCUACUUUUAUCAUUUCCCUCAAAAAUUUUCACAGUAAAGGUCGUUAAACACCACCAAAUUAGCGAAGCAACGUGAAAAUGCAAAAUAUUUGGCUUACGCCUUUACUAUACACACCUGGAGUGACUUAAAUAGAAUUCACAUUUUCGCAUAAAAUACACCACAAGAGAACAGAGGGGGCAAGAGAAGAAGGGGAAAUAAUGGCGACUACAUCCUCAUUUGAUGAUGAGCUGGCCAUGGUUGUAAACCUAUUAAAUAACAAAAAGAAAAAGAAGAAUCAAAGUGUCUGGGAACAUCCAAUACUGACCUUGCAACAGGGGAUGGGGGAGUUGCACACAUCAAUCCAGGAGCUCAAAUUGUAUCCAGAGAAACUCCAACAAUAUUUCAGAAUGUCCCUCGGACAAUUUCAAGAACUGCUCCAUCAGCUGACUUCAAGUUUGCAGAAGGAGAGGACAAAUUACAGAGAGCCCAUUUAUCCAGAGUAACAGCUUGCCAUAUGUCUGAGGUAAGAUUUAUAUUAGGCUAUUGAUUUAUACAACAGUUCGCCUGCGAAUGUUCACAAAACUCGCUACAGGGGCGAAAGAUUACAGACGCUUUUUCGCUCUGCGGAAGUUUGUAUGCCGGUAUGAAAGCUUGCAUUGACUUGAGGGUUUAAAAAAAUUCAGUUAUUCGCUUCACCAAUUCGCUUUGCUAAUUUGCCGGUGUGUAACGACCUUCAGUGAUAUAUCUACCAUCAAAAGUCAGGAGACACUACUCGAGCAUGUAGAGGACAAGAAAAGCACAGACUGUUUUGUCCACACGGGGCACCAAAAGUGAAACAAAGUUUCUUUCAAAGCUUUAAUUUUCUCUUUGUCUCUGUUUGCACAGCCACAUGCAUGUGCAUUAGCAUUCGCACUAACUCUUGAAUUUGGCAUGUAUCUUCAUCUUUAGGUGAGGAGAUUGAGAUAACAUUCAGCUACUGGGACGGCUCUGGACACCGAAAGACUGUCAAGGUAUGGCAUGGCGAGCUGCAGUGCUGCUUAGCUGUCUGAGUUUUUUGCAAAGUGGGAGAAGAGUACAUGAUACAAACUCCACAAAGAGUGCCCACUAUAGCAGAUAAUUACAGCAUUCAUCCACUCAUCAAACAAUAAACUCAGCAGAGUUAUUCUUGUCUUCAAGCCCGUUCUGUGUCUUUGUGUGUUUCUUUCUUUUCUUUCUGGCAGAUGAAGAAGGGCAACACCAUUCAGAACUUCCUGCAAAGAGCCCUGGAGGUUCUCAGAAAAGACUUCAGUGAGCUCAGGUGAAGCAUCGGGGAACUCACAAACAUCUCCUUUGUUAAAGGGUUGUUCACACACACACUCUCCAUUAUCCACAAAUUGCCUUUCAGACUGUUAUAACAUUGCAGGGGGCUGCUGCAAUGGGGUUCUUUAAUGCAGUCCUGAAUCUUAGAAAUACAAAGCAGGUAGUCUGGAUUCAUUGAAGCUGUAGCUUACUGGUUCCCCCCCUGUGGGAAAUAUUCUGGCUCUAGAUGUGUUGUACAAACCCACUCAAAAAAACUGACUUGUUCCUUUAAUUAGACUAGCACAAAGCAGAGCAUAUGUAACGGGACUUAUCAUAGUCCUUCUCAUCAACAUUAUAAGAUUCACUUACCUUUUGGAAACGAGUGGAUGUUUACAUUAAGUAAAAACUAGAUUGUGUUUCUAUGUGGGUGCAGGUCUGCCGGGGUGGAGCAGCUGAUGUACAUCAAAGAGGAUCUGAUAAUCCCACAUGUGAGUAUUGUGUGUUUGCCUUACUAACCCUCUCCGUAUCCACAGCUAAUCUCAGCUCCACUGUGUUUGGAUAUUGUGUUGACUUCUCUGUCUGCGUUUAUCGCUGAGGUGAUCCGACCAAUUUAACCCCCCCUGACCUAUGCGUUUGUUUUUUCGUGUUCACUCUGGGCUUACAGAUGUAUCUAAGAGUUCAAUCAAACAAUGACAGUCGCAUUGUCCAUGAACAUAAAAAAACACGAUUACACAGGCUAACAUGACGAUUGUUAUGAUGAUAUUAAUGUGAUUUUAUUUUGCUCUGCAGCUUUGUCUUUAGAUGUCAUCACACUUGAUCUGUUUGUGUCUUACAGCAUCACAGUUUUUAUGAUUUCAUUGUGACCAAGGCCAGAGGCAAAUCUGGUGGGUGAACACCUUAAAAACCAAUAAUUGUCUUUGCUUUUUGGCACAGUUUCUUGAAUCGAGGUCACUUCCAGUCUUAUUUACUCACUUCAUCUUCUCCUCCUCAGGUCCUCUUUUCAGCUUUGACGUCCACGAUGAUAUCCGGCUGGUGAAUGACGCCACUGUAGAGAAAGACGAGGUGAGGAUGUUAUUUUCAGGAAAAAGAUUAGAGGUGUUGAGCCUAGGCCUGAGCGAUUUGGCAAAAAAAAGAUCAUGAUAUAUUCUGUCAUAUUGUCCGAUCUUGAUCAUUAUCAUGAUUUUUUUUUUAAUGUUUUUAAACUGCUAGUUUUAAGGUAUCUAUACUAAUAACUAAAGAAACUAGAGAUUGUUCAACAUUUCAUUACAUCCAAAGUAAAUAAUAAAGGAAAUAAAAUAAAAUAAACUUAGAAAAAUAUAAAACUAGUGAACUAGUUUACAGUCCUAAGUGUUUUUGCAGGUAUGCAAGACCCAAAAUAAACAAAUGGCCCCCUCGGGAUAAUAAAGACGCCUUAAAAUGUACGACGUUGAAUAACUUUUCUUCUCAACGAUGGCAUCUUCGGAGGAUGACUCAAAGUCACAGCUGACAUCUAUUUUGCUGCCCUCAGCUCCGUGUUAAGCUUCACAUACGGUCAUUCUGUUUACUUCUUGGAAAGUUUCAGAAGUGAGCAGUAAACGCUCAACUCUGAUUGGCUGUUGUCACACACAUUUCUGCCAUGUUUGAUCGAGUAAAUAUGCUUACAGCUGAUCACCGUGAUCAAACUGAAAUUGAUCACAAUCAUUAAUCACGAUCAUAUAAUUACCCAGUCCUAGUUGAGCCUUUAAGUGUUAUUGGUGUUUAUAUCAAUAACAAAAGUUACAUAGAUAAAUCAAUAAAUCUACCAUUGAUGGGUUAAACUAGUGUUGACCUCCUCCAGAUAAUGCAAAAUACCCAGUUUUCACUAUGUUGAUUGAAAAGUCAUGUCCAAGUUAAUCCAGGUUCCUUUCUUUUGUCUUCAGUCUCAUGCAGGUAAAGUGGUGCUGAGGAGCUGGUAUGAGAAGAACAAACACAUCUUCCCUGCGAGCCGCUGGGAGCCGUACGAUCCAGAGAAGAAAUGGGACAAAUACACGGUGAGAGCUGGGGUUCAAUCUGAGAUUCCAAACAAGGGAAACAGCUGAAAUCUUUUCCCUGUAAAAUUAAAAACAUGUUACCAUUACAAAUUGACAAUUUGCUUUCUAAGGCCAAUAAUAUUAUGCAGAUAUUUCGUGUUGACUCAAAGGCAGCGGGGCUUAGAGCAUCUGUUGCUGCUUAUCCAGCAGGCUUCAUCAGCUUUUUCAGAUUUUGAGGAAUUUAACCUCUCUGAGUGACUCUGACCUCCCUGAAAUCUCUCUGUCAUCUUUCCCUGUUGGGGUGAAACAGUCACAGAAGCUUGAGGGUACACAGUUUAAGAGUGAAGACAGCUUUUAAGUCCAGCUGUGGCAGCAAAAUGAGAGGUGGAGAGGACAAAUACCAGGCAUGCUGUCAUUCACUGUCAAACUGGAAGAGGAUUUAUUGUUUAAUUAAUGAUAUUUUAAUGUUAUUCAUGAAGGACUCUUUCUUCUAGAUUAAGAACCAAACGAGUAUCAUAGAUUUAUCCAAAGUCAGUAUUAAAAUAACAAGUUUUGUAUUUGGAAAGUCCGAAUCCCAAUCUCAACUAUCUAGAGCAAAAAACGGACUCUGAACUUUAGACGGAAGGAUGAAAAUCCUCAAGAGAGCCAAACAGCCAGAAUGAUUACAGAGACAGUGGUUAAAUGGGUCUCUUUGGACAGCCUAUGUCCACAUCUCUGUGAUAGAGGUGUCCUUUUGAAGGUUAUGGAUCCACUGUGUAUUUCAGACAUCACAGAACUGUAGCGCAAAGUUAAUGACAACAUACGAGGUGAUUUAAACCAUGAUGUGACUGCUGUAAGUUUUUCAACGGACACUUGGAGCUUUGACCUUGGACCUGUGUCAUUACUGAGCCUCCCUGCACACUUGAUUGAUUCCUCCACUUUUGAGUUGAAGUGUGCAGAGUUGCAUGGGGAUCAGUUUUAAGGGUCUUAUGGGACGUCUUUAAGAGUAUUUGUUUGCUUCUCUUGUUUUGAUGUGUGUUGGAUUGAGACUCUGUAUCAGCAGUCUCCACCUCCUCAUAUCGCCAAAACAGGACUACAGGACUGAUCUCAGACACUGUUUGGCACCGCAGUUGAAAUCAGACCAAGAUUAGCGGUCAUGACUGAUUGCACGCCCCAUAUACAGAGGUCAUGCCUCAAGCAGUUGGCCCAGCUCCACCCUGUGGCCCCCUUUGUCACAUAUCACUCCUUAUUCUCUCCCUAUAGUUCCUCCCCUGUCCUCUAUAAAAAUAAAGGCAGUAAAAGACACACACACAGACACACACACACCCCCAACAAAAAAAAACUAACUAAAAAAACAGUCAAAGGAAACGAUCCUCAAUCUAAAUAAAGUGUACAGUCAGUUAUUGUGAGUGGCUGAUGAUUUCAGGUCAGACCAGUGUUUUAUUGGUCUGUCGGCAGAGGCAGUGUACUGUAAAUUACCUGUCAGACAGGUGUCCCAGCCACUCGUAAAUUUUCCUUCUCUUCACAUGCCACAGAAGAAGUGUUCAUACCCGUGUUUUCUUGCCUGUGGCCCAGUUUAAAAGGAUCCAUGCUGGAGAUCUAACUAAUCCAGUCUCAAUUUUCAGAGGAAAGACUUCUAAGUGUCCUCAUCUGUGGACCACAUUUCAUGUUUGUUUUUUAUUCUCUGAUACAAGUUCGCUACAGGACACGUUCAGUCAGACCCCCUGUGAGCCCCACAUAGGAACAGUUCUUUCCAAGAGUGUGAUUCUGGCAUCUGGUCCAAGUUAGAAAAAUCUAAAGCCAGUACCAGCAAUUCCUGGAUAUGUUUUAGAUUUCUUAAAGGUGAUGCUGAAAAGACUUUGUUUCCUCAUGUACGAUUUUAAGGAGAGGAAAGCACAUGGCUUACUCAUGUGAACCUGACCUUAAUCUGCACCCUCAACCUGCAUUAAAGCUCCUCACAAAUGUUUCAUCAAAAUAUGAGAAGAAUGAUCUAUAAUGAUCCCUGUGGUGUAACUGGAUAAACAGCUCUCCGUGUGCGGCGCCAUUGAUGAGCGUACAGAGUCCUCCCCAGCGUAGGGAAGCUGCCAACUUGAUCUAGCAUGGGCACGCUACGACAAAGAGAGCAGCAGUUUAUCCAGAUGCCUGGCAAAUACAUACUGUUCUCUGCAGCUCAAUUAUUACAAAAAAAAGCAAUCAGGUUCAGCAAACUUGAUCUAAUUGUUUCCAGAAGAGGCCACGUGGGGACAAAUUAUUUCACGUGUUUGUGUCCAGUUGUGACCUGUUCCUAAAUCUUGUGAGGUAACUCUGCCAUUUGUUUGUUUUGUUUUUCAGAUCCGGUGA